Chlorocebus sabaeus (green monkey) is the source of this 2173-nucleotide messenger RNA. RefSeq names its product TBC1 domain family member 22A (gene TBC1D22A). NCBI's taxonomy places the organism in Eukaryota, Metazoa, Chordata, Mammalia, Primates, Cercopithecidae. The record is from RefSeq and is a predicted model, not a curated record. Gene Ontology annotation, biological process: activation of GTPase activity. Gene Ontology annotation, molecular function: GTPase activator activity.
CGCGUAGGCACAACUUCCGGAAGGAGGCGGAAGAGCCUCUCGGGUCUACGCACUGGAGUCCCGGGACCAGUGAGGGGCCACCCGGGGCACAGGAAAGGCCCGCUGGGGGAGGAUCGGCUGCACUCGGGGUGUCUUGGCCGCGGGUCUGAGGGAUGAGGAGGGGCCAUGGCCAGCGACGGGGCCAGGAAGCAGUUCUGGAAGCGCAGCAACAGCAAGCUCCCGGGCAGCAUCCAGCAUGUGUAUGGCGCCCAGCACCCCCCCUUUGAUCCACUGUUACAUGGCACUUUGCUGAAGUCCACGGCCAAGAUGCCGACCACACCAGUGAAGGCCAAGAGGGUCAGCACCUUUCAGGAGUUCGAGAGCAAUACCAGCGAUGCUUGGGACGCUGGGGAGGACGAUGACGAGCUCCUGGCCAUGGCGGCGGAGAGCCUGAACUCUGAGGUGGUCAUGGAGACGGCCAACCGGGUGCUGCGUAACCACAGCCAGCGGCAGGGGCGGCCCACGCUGCAGGAGGGGCCGGAGCUUCAGCAGAAACCCAGGCCUGAGGCAGAGCCGCCCUCACCUCCCAGCGGUGACCUCCGGCUGGUGAAGUCUGUCAGUGAGAGCCACACAUCCUGUCCUGCAGAAAGUGCCAGCGAUGCCGCCCCUCUGCAGAGGUCCCAGUCUCUCCCACACGCGGCCACCGUCACGCUGGGUGGCACAUCUGACCCCAGCACCCUCAGCAGCUCAGCACUGAGCGAAAGAGAGGCCUCCCGGCUCGACAAGUUCAAGCAGCUGCUUGCCGGCCCCAACACAGACCUUGAGGAAUUACGGAAGUUGAGCUGGUCCGGAAUCCCUAAGCCAGUGCGUCCAAUGACAUGGAAGCUCCUCUCAGGUUACCUUCCUGCCAAUGUAGACCGGAGACCAGCCACUCUCCAGAGAAAACAAAAAGAAUAUUUUGCAUUUAUUGAGCACUAUUACGAUUCUAGGAAUGACGAAGUUCACCAGGACACAUACAGGCAGAUCCACAUAGACAUCCCUCGCAUGAGCCCUGAAGCGUUGAUUCUGCAGCCCAAGGUGACGGAGAUUUUUGAAAGGAUCUUGUUUAUAUGGGCGAUCCGCCACCCCGCCAGUGGAUACGUUCAGGGGAUAAAUGAUCUCGUCACUCCCUUCUUUGUGGUCUUCAUUUGUGAAUACAUAGAGGCAGAGGAGGUGGACAUGGUGGACGUCUCCGGCGUGCCUGCAGAGGUGCUGCGCAACAUUGAAGCCGACACCUACUGGUGCAUGAGCAAGCUGCUGGAUGGCAUUCAGGACAACUACACCUUUGCCCAACCUGGAAUUCAAAUGAAAGUGAAAAUGUUAGAAGAACUCGUGAGCCGGAUUGACGAGCAAGUGCACCGGCACCUGGACCAGCAUGAGGUGAGAUACCUGCAGUUUGCCUUCCGCUGGAUGAACAACCUGCUGAUGAGGGAGGUGCCCCUGCGCUGCACCAUCCGCCUGUGGGACACCUACCAGUCUGAACCAGAGGGCUUUUCUCAUUUCCACUUGUACGUGUGCGCUGCUUUUCUCGUGAGAUGGAGGAAGGAAAUACUAGAAGAAAAAGAUUUUCAAGAGCUGCUGCUUUUUCUCCAGAACCUGCCCACAGCCCACUGGGAUGACGAGGACAUCAGCCUGUUGCUGGCCGAGGCCUACCGCCUCAAGUUUGCCUUCGCCGACGCCCCUAAUCACUAUAAGAAAUGAGCCUGGGCCCACCUGCAGCUGGCCACACUGUCCCGGGUGGCGCGCCCCACCGGCCCGGCCGCUGGUAGGCCCCUGUGAGCUGGUCCUGGGCUGCCAGAAGGCCCUGGGCUGGCCCCACCCUCCAGGGGAGCUGGCGAGGAUGGGCCCCAGACUUGGUCUAGGGCUGACAAGGACAGGGACAGCCUCUGUUUUCUGGAAUACCAAAGAGAGCCAGGGGAGGGCCCCGGCUUCGGCGGCCAGAGGCAGGUCAGGGGUCCCCUCGCCCUUUCCCUGCAGUGUCCUUGCCAAGUGACUGCCUCCUGUAGCCCCCAGUCUGGGGCAGCCCCGGAGGCCGACCCUCUCGGGAUGCCUGCUGUCUCCAGGGCCGGAACAAGGCAGUGGCCAUCUCAUACCUACUCUGAAAUGCAAAACUGCUUUUCUGUUGAGUGAAAGAAUAAAAUAUAGACAAAAUCUA